Molecule: messenger RNA, 546 nt
Organism: Fomitopsis serialis
Lineage: Eukaryota; Fungi; Basidiomycota; Agaricomycetes; Polyporales; Fomitopsidaceae
Exons: 9
Coding region: 103-441 (112 amino acids)
Source: RefSeq, a predicted model, not a curated record
GAUGCAGUGCUGGCUCCGGAUAGUGUAUAAAAUGCGCACAGGCGGCUCAGACUUCAGACGAGACCGCUUCUGGUUGCAUAGGAACCAUUUCCACAAUUCGCCAUGUUCUCCCCGAGCGAUGAAGUGACCACGAACCUUGGCGCGCUCCUUGUAGGUAACAUCGCAAACGCAAUCUUGUUUGGUGUGACGACUGUCCAAACGUAUGCAUACUGGAACAAUCGUGGUUCAGACAGCGUCAUCUUGGUCAUAUUGUUGGCGUUGUGCUGGGUGAUCGACAUCUUGCAUCUUGCCUUGUUCACCAAAACCACCUACACAUACGCAAUAACGGACUUCGCAGAUCCUGCUGCCCCGCAACAAAUAUUAUGGACCUUCCCGGUGCUCAUAUUCUUGACGGGUGCCAGCGACUUCAUCUAUAUUCACUCGACGCGUCUGGAAGCGUGAGUGGCACUCAGUGUGGUCUAGAGACUCGGGAAGAGUGACGUGUCCGCCCACAAUAGUGAGCAAUCGAAAUACGUUACUUACUGCCUGCCUAGUGAGCAUUCCAGA